Messenger RNA from Ambispora gerdemannii, 771 nucleotides. NCBI's taxonomy places the organism in Eukaryota, Fungi, Glomeromycota, Glomeromycetes, Archaeosporales, Ambisporaceae. The record is from the annotation of a GenBank genome assembly.
AUGUUAAUGAUGUUGGACAGUAAACAUGAUGAAGAGAUUUCACAAACAGAAAGCUCACAGAUAACUGAACAAAGCACAGAAGGUACUCGCAAAAACGAAAAGGGUCAGAAUAGUUUAAGUCAUGUUGAGGCAAGAAUACGUCCAAGAGGAAAAAUAGAUACUGUCGUCAAACAAAAUAAAAAGAAUGCUCUUGUAAAAGAUGCGGCGGAAACUGGAUCACUUGUAUUUGGACUGCCUAUUCUACAGUAUUUAGUGAAUGAGGAAACCUAUCGGAUAAAAGAUGAUACACGCACAAACGAGCUUGUGGCGUUAAUUGUUACUCCGACUAGAAAAUUGGCGAUAUCUUAUAUUGAGCAUUGGAAAAUCAUAACACUUGUCAGCGAUAUGGCAGUUCGACUAAUGGAUAGACAUUCGAAUAUAAUUGUUGCUACUCCUGGUCGAUGCAUAAAAUUCUUUGUACUUGAGUAUGCUCGAAGGAUUAAUGGAACGGCUCGAGUUUACCAAUCUCUAGUGAUAUCACAUCGGUAUCUAGUAUAUGACAUGAAUCAAAGAUUGAUUGCUUCAUCACAGAAAAGAUUCAAACAAAACCUGAAAGCUGUCAUUGGUGGAACAUAUUCUGGUGACGUAGGUAUCCGUGGAACACUUUUAUUGAACGAAGGUCUGUCCGAUUUUCCGGUCGAUCAGAGUAGCGUGAAAGCCAUGAAGCAGAGAAUAACUUUAGCGCGCAAAAUUGAUCAGGAGGAACAUAAGUUGCAAAAGAAAAAGUAUUGA